This is a messenger RNA of Brenthis ino (lesser marbled fritillary), 693 nucleotides long. The record is from the annotation of a GenBank genome assembly. Lineage: Eukaryota; Metazoa; Arthropoda; Insecta; Lepidoptera; Nymphalidae.
AUGUUUUGUUGCUUAAAAAAUUGUGUCAAUGGAUUCUCUCUAACACCGACUGUGCCCAUACGAGUGAAGAGUAAUCCAGUACAAUUAGAUACUUUACAUAUGGGUCAUGAAGUAGUAAUAGUAAAAGGUGGUCAACGGGUAUGUGGUUCAGGAUGUGCUUUAGGCAAUGCACCAUUGGUACAAAACAAAGCUUAUUUUGAAGUUAAAUUACAACAGGGAGGAGUGUGGGCUAUUGGAUUAGCUACAAGAGAAGCUGAUCUAAAUAGAGUCCAUGGAGGUGUAGACAAAGAAUCUUGGUGUAUAAAUAGUGAUGGUACUGUGAGACAUGACAAUGUAGAGCUGUACCAUCUGAAACCUCCAUCUCGAGAGUCCCCUACUUCAGAACUCUUAGUCUCAACAGGAUCACCUAACCAUGUGAAUCAAACAGAGAAUGAGAAAACAGAAAUUGAUAGGGGUAAUGAGAAGCAGUUAAUGCCAGUGGAAGGAGAUGUAAUCGGAUUAGCAUAUGAUCACGUGGAGCUCAAUUUCUUUUUGAAUGGAAAAAAUAUGGAAAUACCUGUGAGGAAUAUUAGGGGCACAGUUUACCCCGCACUUUAUGUUGACGAUGGUGCUAUCCUCGACAUUAUAUUAGAUAACUUCAGAUAUCCACCACCUUCUGGAUAUGAAAGAAUUAUGGUGGAGCAGUCCUUACUU